CCAAUGAGACGCCGGAUGCUGCGAGCGCUUCGCUCUGAGCUGCGACGCCAUUGGCUGUCGAGCGAGGAGACGGGCUUAUUCGGUUAUUAAUGACUGCUGAGCAGACACCAGCAUGUCAAUGUGACAGCUGAUCGGGUGGGGAGAUGCGCCUUUAGCAACCGCAAAGGAAAGAGCAAAGGGGAAUUACGGAGGCUUUAGAACAACGGCUUUCCACUGGCGGACUAUCUGCUUGUUUGUUUCAGAGACUCGGGAGCGCCGAGGAGUCGCGUUCCUGUCUGUCUCCGAACUGCGUAAAAACGAGGAUCGGGCGCGUUUGAGUUCACGUAUUGCGCGCUCACUCUCUUUCUCUCUGGCAGGGCUGGUGCGCCGGCAGGGCAUUAACGGAAUAGGCUACAUUUCGCUCCAUUGGCUGAUGAGACGAAUGCGGGUGGAACUGGAUCAUGACUGACAAUGACAGCUCACGUCGAGAGGAGCAGAUGUUUCUCCACCGAAAAAGUGAAAGAGAGGAUUAAACAUCGCAAUCCAUUAUAGCUGUGGAACUGUUCGCUCCUGCAGGCAUAUUUUGUAUUCUACCUUCUGACCUUCUUCGUAACCUGGUCUGUGUGACCUUAACCGCAAAGUGAAACCCAUUCCUCACCAAGAAAAUUAACAGCGGGUUCACCGCACGUGAGGGCAAAAAAAGAAAAAGAACAAAAAAACUCUCCAAAAAAUCCCUGGGGAAUUUCACUGAUCCCGAGCAACCGUCACCCCUCACUGCAGACAAAUGAUCCAUUAUUUUUGAAGGCGAACCACUUAAUCUACAAGGACCAAUUACUUGAGUGCUGGGCAGCGGGCCAAUAUGAAGGAAGUGUCGCUUGUGGAUUGUUUGUUAGUGGGGCUCACUGUGGCGGCCUUUGUUCCCGCCUCUGUGGCGAGAGUUGACUGCCCCAAGUCCUGCGUGUGUGAAACUCGCCCCUGGUUCUCCCCUAGUUCUGUGUACAUGGAGGCCCCAACAGUGGACUGCAAUGACUUGGGGCUUUUUGCACUCCCCGAGAAACUACCUGCAGACACGCAAGUAGUGCUGCUGCAGACGAACAACAUCGGCAAGAUCGACCAACCUUUGGAAUACUUAGCCAACGUUACUGAGAUCGACCUGUCGCAGAACAACUUGACCUCCGUGGCUGAUGUUGACCUGGGCCGUCUCUCCCAGCUGCUCUCCCUGCACCUGGAGGAGAACUGGAUACGCUUGUUGCCUGACGACGCACUCUCCCACCUUCCCAGCCUCCAGGAGCUCUACCUGAACCACAACUUGAUCUCCUCCAUCUCGCCGGCAGCCUUCAGGGGGCUCCGGGGACUGCUGCGGCUCCACCUCAACUCCAACCAGCUCCAGACCAUUAGCUACGAGUGGUUCGAGUACACCCCGAGCCUGGAGAUCUUGAUGAUUGGCGAGAACCCAGUCAUCACCAUCCCUGAUUUGACCUUUAGGUCAUUGAGGAACCUUCGUAGCCUGGUUCUAACCAGGAUGAACCUCUCACAGUUGCUUGAUGAUGCCCUAUCUGGCCUGGAUAACCUCGAGAGCAUCUCCUUCUAUGAUAACACCUUCCCCGAAGUACCGCACGGGGCCCUGAGGCACCUCAAGAACCUCAAGUUCCUAGACCUGAACAAGAACCCAAUUGGCAGGAUCCAGAGGGGCGAUUUUCUGGACAUGCCUCACCUGAAAGAGCUGGGCAUCAACAGCAUGCCAGAGCUGGUGUCCAUCGACAGCUUCGCCCUGGACAACCUCCCUGAGCUCACCAAGAUCGAGGCCACCAACAACCCCAAGCUGUCUUACAUCCACCCCACCGCCUUCCACAAACUUCCCCGCCUGGAGACGCUGAUGCUGAACGGUAACGCCCUGAGCGCCCUACACCGGGUAACUGUGGAGUCUCUGCCGAACCUGCGCGAGGUGAGCAUGCACUCAAACCCGAUCCGCUGUGACUGCGUGGUGCGCUGGAUGAGCAUGAACCGGACCCGUGUGCGCUUCAUGGAGCCCGACUCGCUGUUCUGCGUGGAGCCGCCUGAGUAUGAGGGCCAGCGCGUGCGGCAGGUGCAUUUCCGCGAGAUGAUGGAGAUCUGCUUGCCACUCAUCUCUCCCGAGAGCCUACCCGCACACCUGAGCGUCGCAAACGGCAGCGCCGUCUCCCUCCACUGCCGCGCAUUUGCAGAGCCUGAGCCAGAGAUCUACUGGAUCACACCAACGGGCACGCGUGUCCUGCCCAACACCGUGUCUGAGAAGUACUACAUGCACCCCGAGGGGACCUUUGACAUCUACGACAUCACGGAGAACGAGGCGGGGCUGUAUACCUGCGUGGCUCACAACCUCAUCGGUGCCGAUCUAAAGUCCGUCUCUGUGGAAGUGAAUGGAUAUUUCCCGCAAACAGCAAACAACUCCCUCAAUGUGAACAUCAGCUCCGUGGAAGCCAAUUCUGUGCUGGUGUCCUGGAAGGCGGCCCAUGGCAGCUUGGCACCGAACAUUAAGUGGUUCACCGUGUCCGGCUCGAAAAACCCCACGGUGGCCUUCACGGCGCGCGUCCCGUCUGACGUCAAGGUGUACAACCUCACGCACCUCUCCCCGGCCACCAAGUACAAAGUGUGCGUGGAUGUCCCCAACGUCCGGCACAAACAGAGCUCCAAGUGUGUCAAUGUCACCACGAAGGGGGUAGAGGUGGCAGCGAUGACCCGCGAGCGGUGGGACGCUGCGGUGAUUGCCGUGUUCGGCGUGCUGCUCACCGCCGUCUCGGUCGCCUGUCUGCUCAUAUACGUGUCCUUGCGGAACCAGCAGCUCUGCGGGGACCUGCGGAAAUGCCAGUCCGUUACACCCCUCGCACCCCAGGCGACACUGCACUCCCCUUUCACCCGGCUCUGGGUCGCUGGCAAAGGCAUGCCUGCCGCAGAGGAGGUGAGGGCCACGGUCGUAAACGUGUCGGACAACGCUUUCUAAAAUAAAAGAGAGGCGACGCGUUACCCACAUCAAUUACAAAAACUCUCACAGCCACAGCCAAAAGGACAGACCGUUGAAGGACGAGCUGGUACUACUCUCUGAAAUAACAACAUUUUGUCUCUGCAAACUUGACAUGCUGGGAAACAAGUUUCAAAUAUACUUUUAUUGUGGGUUUUUCGGUGGCAAAACUAAAAAGGAACAGAAACAGUGGAUCAAACCUCUGUUAUAGUGACCUUUCUGAGUCAGUGGGUCUAAGGAUCGUGGCGUCGACCUUUCAGAGUAGGGAGUCACAUCUCGGACUGUCCGAAGGGUGGAUCUGAGAAGCCAGUGUUGUCUCUUGUGACUGUUAAAUGUGUUAAAGAGUAGUGGAACAGUCCUUGUGAUCCCGAGCAAUACCGUCUGUGCUGUGCAAUCAUAGACGAGUUAGACGCCACCCGUUUCAUAAAGGAAAGAACCCCCUCCCUCGUAGAAUAGACGGCAACAACAACGACGGUGUAAGAGUUUUGAUGAGAUAUAUCUUCUUUUCUAUUUAAAGAGAGAAAUUUUGUCUUUUCAUUGCUAUAAGAAUUGUUAUAUAUUCUGUCCAGAAAAAAAAAAUGUAACAGAAACAUUUACUGUGCUAUAGCCAGUCAGUAAGCUGGUGUGAGUUAUUAAGCAGAGUAUUCUCGUACUGACAACACACACACUCAAAGUCACACACAUACGUACAUGCACACAUGCUUAAUAAAGUGCAAAAAUGUGUAUCCUUGGGAGAUUUUUAACGUUGAUAGUUUAAAUAAGUGGUGUCCAAAUGUUAAUUUUGAACCUAGUCAGUCGCUACAAUUCUCCCAAAAACUUUUGAGAGGUUGCCAUUGCCAGUGUAAGUGCCUACACUUCGGAUUUCAACCAGAAGAAAAGAGGGAAGAGAACAACAGACCACUUAACAAACCUGUGAAUGUCACCCACACAGACACACACACACACACACACACACACACACACAAUUAUAUAGACACAAAAUUUACAGAUUUCUCGGAGAAGCUGCGAAAGUGAAAUGAGACGUGCCAUGUCUGCAGCUUCACGAGCCAACAUCAAAUACUUUUAGUGAAACAGAAAAAAAAACACUUGCAGUAUUUUUAGCAUACACUUGGUUUAAAGGCAUUGCAUUCUUGCUUUGGGUGUAAAAUUAAAAGCCAUUUUUAUAUCAA
Clupea harengus (Atlantic herring) is the source of this 4146-nucleotide messenger RNA. RefSeq names its product leucine rich repeat neuronal 3b (gene lrrn3b). Gene Ontology annotation, molecular function: protein binding. The record is from RefSeq and is a predicted model, not a curated record. Lineage: Eukaryota; Metazoa; Chordata; Actinopteri; Clupeiformes; Clupeidae.